This is a messenger RNA of Neltuma alba, 941 nucleotides long. RefSeq names its product 50S ribosomal protein L27. The transcript has 4 exons. The record is from RefSeq and is a predicted model, not a curated record. The coding region runs from base 188 to 631 and encodes 147 amino acids. Gene Ontology annotation, molecular function: structural constituent of ribosome. Gene Ontology annotation, cellular component: ribosome. Gene Ontology annotation, biological process: translation. Lineage: Eukaryota; Viridiplantae; Streptophyta; Magnoliopsida; Fabales; Fabaceae.
ACGUUUGGGGCCGUUUUUCUCCUUCGUUUCCAAUUUCCCACUCUGAUUUUUGGCCAUUUCUCUUUCGAUAUACGUUCUGAAACCUUCGAACUUGGAGUCGGAGAUCGAAUUCGGCGUCUUCUCUGGCGUGUUGAAGAACGGAACAGUGAAGAACACUUCUGGUAGUGUCUUCAUAACAGAGAACAAAAUGAUGAAUUUUGCAGCAUCUCUAUGCAGAAGGAUGAAUAUCAAGGAGCUUGUCUCGAAUGCUCCUGUUUACAGAAACUCAAGUGAUGUCUCUGGAGAAGGAUUGAGUCUGGUUUUCAGACGAUGGGCUACCAAAAAGACAGCAGGAUCUACAAAGAAUGGAAGAGACUCAAAACCCAAGAAUCUUGGUGUCAAGAAAUUUGGUGGUGAGAGAGUAAUACCUGGAAACAUCAUUGUCAGGCAACGUGGUACCCGAUUUCAUCCGGGAAACUACGUUGGACUUGGGAAAGAUCAUACUCUUUUUGCCUUGAAAGAAGGCUGGGUGAAGUUUGAAAGAAACAAACUGACUGGUCGCAAGUGGGUGCAUGUUGAGCCCAAGGAAGGUCAUGUCCUCCACCCUGUGUACGCAAACGUGGCUGCCACUGAACCAAAAGUAGCUGCCUAAAUCUGAUGCACCAAGUCUUACAAGUUGAGACUGAAUUCGGGUUACUUCUCAAACCUUAUGCAAACUUCUCAUACGUGCUUGGGAACCCUUGGAUGCUGUGUUCUUUUAGUGUUUUCUUAUCAGGUUUUUAGUUAAAUUGUAAUUGUAAUGGACGAGGUAAUUCUUUUAGAACGAGUCAAUGAUUGGCUGCUGAUUAAAGAAAGAUAUCGACAAGCUGUGGUUUUAUUGAAAAGCAUGAUAGCUGCUUUUUUGUAUUAUUAAAAGUCAAUUUCAUUCAAAUAAAAUGAGCUGCUUGUCCAUUGUUCUAUUA